Paramisgurnus dabryanus is the source of this 10563-nucleotide messenger RNA. RefSeq names its product vacuolar protein sorting 13 homolog A (gene vps13a). The record is from RefSeq and is a predicted model, not a curated record. NCBI's taxonomy places the organism in Eukaryota, Metazoa, Chordata, Actinopteri, Cypriniformes, Cobitidae. Gene Ontology annotation, biological process: protein retention in Golgi apparatus; autophagy; protein targeting to vacuole.
GUACCUCCAGUGAUGUUUAUUUCAGGAAACGGGACAGUCAGUAAUACAACUACAUUCUCGGCUGGUGCACGAGUCGCAGGAAAGCAUGUUGAUGUCCAUAUGAUCAGGAUAUAAAGAUGGUGUUUGAGUCUGUGGUGGUCGAUGUCUUGAACAGAUUUCUGGGAGAUUAUGUGGGGAACCUCGACAGCUCGCAGCUCAGUCUCGGCAUAUGGGGAGGUGAUGCCAUAUUGAGAAACCUGAUAAUAAAAGAAAAUGCCCUGAGUCAACUAGACAUUCCUUUUAAAGUCCGGGCGGGACACAUAGGUCGCUUGGAAUUGAAAAUCCCAUGGAAAAACCUGUACACUCAGUCUGUGGAGGCAACGCUAGAUGAAGUCUAUCUGCUUAUCGUACCCACUGCUAGUAUAAAGUAUGAUGCCGAAAAAGAGGAGCGUCAGCUGCAGGAGGCGCGGCAGAGGGAGCUACAGCGCAUUGAGGAGACCAAACAGAAAGCUGCAGAGAAAGAGAAUCCAAAAGCUGAAAAGCAGGAUACAUUUGUGGAGAAACUGGUCACACAGGUGAUCAAAAACCUACAAGUGAAAAUCUCCAACAUACACGUCCGUUAUGAGGAUGAUGUCACCAAUCCCAACUGUCCGCUGUCAUUCGGAGUGUCCCUGCAAAACCUCAGUCUUCAGACAGCUGAUCAGAAUUGGAAUCCCUGUCUUCUGGAUGAGAAAGCCAAGCUGUUUUUUAAGCUUGUGCGUUUGGACAAUCUCUUUGCUUAUUGGAAUGUGAAUUCUGAACUCUAUUCCUACCACAGUCCUGAUGAAGCUCUGCGACUCCUAAGGCACAGUGUAGCCGUCAAGAAUGCCAUCCCUCAAGAUUAUCAUUUCAUCUUUCGUCCAAUAUCUGCAAAUGCCAAACUACGGAUGAAUCCUCGCUCGGAUGUGGACUUCUCAUCUCCAAAAGUGGAUCUUGUUGUCAACCUGCCUGAGGUUGCAGUCGAGCUUAGCCGGCCACAGUACGUCAGCAUUCUGGAGCUUUUGGGCUCGGUGGAUAUGAUGACUCGUAAUCUUCCAUACAGGAAAUAUCGUCCAAACGUGCCAGUUCACACUAAUGCUCGACAGUGGUGGAGAUAUGUGAUCACGGGCGUUUUGGAGGUGAAUGUCAAGCCCAGCCUUCACAUGUGGUCAUGGCGUCACAUUCGGCGUCAUCGGCAACAUGUGAAAAAGUACAGAGAGCUCUACAAGAACAAGAUCAUCAGCAAGAAACCUGCAGAUGCUCUGCUGAAGGAGCUUGAGGAAAAUGAAAAAACUCUGGAUAUAUUCAACAUCACCAUGGCGAGACAGCAGGCUGAGAUGGAGGCGUCAAAGGCAGGCCUGCGAAUAUAUCGUCCUGGGGUGAAAGUGGAGGAAGAGCAGUCACAGGGUUGGUUCGGCUGGAUGUGGAACUGGUCUGGAGACAGCGCUACACCAACUACAGAUGUCAAAACAGGAGGUUUUGAUGACUUGAUGACCCCAGCAGAAAAAGCCAAACUGUAUGCUGCUAUUGGAUACAGCGAGACAGCCGUCAAUCCUAACCUGCCAAAAAAUUUUGAGAGUAUGAAGAUCAAUUUUCAGCUGCUCAACCUGUCGCUGUCGAUCAAAGAGAGUCGAGAAAAGCCGGAGAUAAUCAAACUGUCUGUCAUUGAUCUGAAGGCCAUGCUGGCGCAAAGACCUGCAGCUCAAGCGAUAAAGAUCUCUGCCCAGCUGUCAUCAUUCGAAGUGUCCGGUCUUCCGCGUGGCCAGAAGCCCCCCAUCCUGUUGUCACCUCGUCAUGAGGCCGGGGCAAAGGAUAAGACUCUCCUGAAUCUCAUGUUUGAGACCAAUCCACUGGAUGGGCUUUCAGACCAGAAACUACACAUAGAUUCUCGACCUCUUGAGAUCAUCUAUGAUGCUAUGACUGUAAACAGUUUGUCAGCUUUCUUCAUGCCUCCGAAAGACCUGCAGCUGGAUGAACUGACCAAUGCCACCCUCAUGAAGCUGGAGCAGUUCAGAGACAAGACCUCUACAGGACUCAUGUACAUCAUUGAAACUCAGAAAGUCCUCAAUCUGAACAUCAACCUCAUGGCUUCAUACGUCAUUGUACCAGAAAACGGCUUUUAUGACCCCAAACACAACCUUGCCAUUCUGGAUUUAGGUCAUUUUGAGAUGUCCAGUAAGAGCAGAGCUGGACUCCCUCAGCUUUCUAUAGGCAGUAGCACCAUAGAGGACAUCAUGUCUAGAGCGUAUGACAGCUUUGAUGUCCAGCUGAGCAGCUUACAGUUCCUCUACACCAAAGCAGGUGGUGACUGGAAGAGGGCGCGUCCGCUCAGACAAUCAUCCUUUCACAUCCUGGAGCCUGUCGAUCUGAAGGUGGUCUUUAGUCGAGCUAUGGUGGUGACGGACCCCAGAAUGCCCAAGUUUAAGAUUUUUGGUGAACUCCCUCUGCUGUCUCUGCGCAUCUCUGAUGAUAAAGUGCGUGGUGUCCUGGCAUUGCUCAGCAGCAUUCCUCUUCCAGAGAGCCGUCCCGCCCCGACUAAAGCAUCACCGGUCACACCCAAGGUCUCCAAGCGAGGGAACACUCCUCAGCUCACCCCUCGAAGACCAGCCAUAGAUGACCUGCGUGCAUCCAUCAUAUAUGGCUCAGAUGAGGAAUUGUUCUUCGAUGCUCCUAGUUCACCAGUAGAAGAUUUGCCGUUCUUUGAGGCGUCAUCUGACUCCCUGCAGAUGUCUGCCGAUAAGAGAAUGUCUAUGGUGCUAAAGGAUCCCAAGAAGAACAUGACAGAGUUCUCCAUGAAUUUUGAGAUCAAUAAGCUUUCUGUUCAGCUGUGUCGCUUGUCGAAGGGACAGGAAGUGAGCGUCCUCCAUCUGUUUAUUGACGGUUUAGGGACUGAACUCAAUCUUCGCACCUUUGAUAUGUCAUCAAAAACCUUCCUAAAGGAGAUCUGCCUUGAGUGUUCAGAGUACCUGGAUUCGGAAGACAAGAAGGUUCACCUUAUCACAACUUUGGACAAUACUGAGGAAGAUCUGCUCAUGCUGGAAUACAUUAAAGCUGACAAAAACGCCCCUGAUUUUAAAACUAUGUAUAAAAACACAGAGCAGCUGAUCAAGGUGAAUUUCUCCUCGCUGGAUGUACAUCUGCACACCGAGGCGCUCCUCAACUCUAUGAAUUUCCUAAAUAACCUCCUCCCACCUCUCAAGAAAGACACACAAGGGGACCAGCCUCUCCCUACAAUAGAGGAGGAGGAGGAAGAGGAGUCAAAAGUAGAGGAAUCUGCUGUCACCAAAUCUGCCAGUAAGAAGUCAAAGUAUGAAGAUGUGGUGAAUUUGCACAUCCGAGCGGACAUGAACUGUCUGAAGGUUUUCAUAAGAGGAGAGAAAGCCAGAAUCUCUGAGAUCAGCAUUGAAGGGCUGGUUUCUGAAGUUCAGAUGAUGAAGAAGUCAGUGGAGAUUCUGGCUAACCUGAAAAACAUUGUAAUUCUGGAUUGUGACAAAGAGGCUCUGUACAAAAAGGCGGUGUCCAUUGUAGAUAAAGAGGUGUUUAAAUUCCACAUGGUGAACCUUGUGGACGCAACAGAAGGCGACGCCUACAUGGACAUGCACAUUGUGGACACUAGUGUAACACUAUCUGUUGGCUGCAUUCAGGUCAUUUUCCUCAACAAGUUUGUGUCCUCGAUACUGGCAUUCGUUAACAAUUUUCAGGAAGCAAAAAACGCUUUAGCAGAGGUGACGGCUCAGGCAGCUGAAAAGGCUGCUACAGGGGUCCUGGAGCUGGCAGAGAGAAGCACACGGAUCUCCCUGGAUGUGAAUAUCAAAGCCCCAGUUGUCUUCCUGCCACAAUCUUCUGUCUCUCACAAUGUCAUUGUGGCAGAUCUGGGUUUAGUAACUGUGAAGAACCACUUUGAGAUCGUCUCCUCUCCAACCCACACCAAGAUCCCACCUGUGAUGGACAUCAUGGCUGUGGGACUGAGUGAUCUUAAGAUGUUCAGAACCACCUUUAGCGAUGGAAAAUUUAAGGAUGAGAUUCAGUUGCUCAAACCGGUUAAUAUGGACCUGUCAAUCAAACGAAAUCUCUCCGCCUCCUGGUAUCAUAGCAUUCCUGACAUACAGAUCAAUGCACAUCUAAAACCCAUGAGUCUGAUCUUGAGUCAGGAGGAUCUGACUAUAGUUUUGAAAACUCUAAGUGAGAAUCUUUCAGAGUCUUCUGAUGUUCCUCAAGCUCCAUCCAGCUCUGAUAAAGGAGACACUGUGUCCACCAAAGACUCUCAGGGCUCGUCAGGUAAACGGAACAUGGUUGUGACGGCAGCAGUGGUGGAGGGCCAGAAACCAGGCAAACUGAAGACCACUUUGAAACUGGACUUCAAGUUUGACUCCAUGACCCUGGUCCUGUACAGCCCAAAUGCCAACGAGAUCUGUUUGCAGGACUCACGUGAUGAGAGUGUUAAGUUGGCAGAGUUCACGCUGGGCACCAUCUCCACUGCGGUCCACAUGUAUUCUGAUAGCUCAAUGAAAGCUUCCCUCAAACUCACAAACUGCCUGCUGGAUGAUAAAAGACAGAAAGUGAAAAUGAUCACAUCCAGGAUGAUGGCCAUGCGUCAGGGCAGGGAAGACAAUGUGAUGGUUGACAUGAGUUAUAGGCAAGGCCGGGACGGCACAAUUCUGGACACUUUGAUUCAGGACUUCUACCUGUGUGCCAGCAUGGAGUUUUUGCUCACGGUAGCGGAUAUUUUUCUUAAAGCAAUGGCAGAUGGCUUCUCUAGUCCUCCAAAGGCCAACAAACAGCCAGCCAGUUCAUCUAAAGACAUAGCAGUUCCCGCUCAACCAGUGGUAGCCAAGACUGAGAUGAAAGUUGUGGUAAAGAAUCCUGAAAUCGUUUUCGUGGCCGACCUCACGCGCGCUGAUGCCCCGGCUCUUGUUGUGACGACCCAGUGCGAGCUGCUGAUGAAGAGCGAGCCCAGUGGACAGUCGAUGACGGCAGUAGUCUCGGAUCUAAAGGUGGUGGCGUGUCCGUUCCUGAGGGAGAAGCGCGAGAACAAUGUGACGACGGUGCUUCAGCCCUGCGAGGUUUUCUUCCAGAGCAGCCAAUCACCGACUCAACCUCAGACCAUCGAACUGUCCAUCAGCUCGCUCACACUUAAGGUUUCUCCCAUCAUCAUAAACACUGUCAUCAUCAUUCAGUCAGCACUAAGCCCUGUAGCCGAGACCCCGGAGGAGUUGAAAAGCCCUGUGCCUUAUGAUCUGUGGGAACGUCGUAGCCUACAAGACUUAAAGCUCUGGUUUCUUGAGGAGGGGGGUGAAGAAGACACCCGGUCCGUCAUUCCUCUCAUUCCACAGGGAGAAUCUAUGAAUAUGAACAUCGGCUCCAUCUGUCUGACGCUAGAGGCUGGCGUGGGGCAUCGUACCGUGCCCAUGCUCCUGGCCAAAGCCUCGUUCCAGGGAGAUGUGAAGAACUGGAGCACUCUCAUUAACCUUCACUGUCAUCUGGACCUGGAGGUAAAUUAUUAUAAUGAGAUGAUGGGUUUGUGGGAGCCGCUGUUGGAGCCGCUGGACGAUGAGGGCAAAGAUGGAUUUAGACCCUGGACAUUAGCUCUUAAGAUGAAAAAGAAACCAGUGGUGUAUUCUGGAGUAUCCGAUGAGGUGGACGGCGGCGUGCCUGAUUAUAAAACGGUCAUCUGCCUUGCAAGCAAAGAUCAGCUCAACAUCACGCUCUCCAAGUGUGGUUUGCAUAUGCUCAGUAAUCUGGGAACGGCGUUUGCAGAGGCUGCUAAGCAGACGGCCGAGUGCAUUCAGACAGACCAGGCUCCAUUUGUGGUAAAAAAUCACUUGGGAUUGGCCGUGUCGGUGCUUUGCAGCGAAGUAUUUCGACCUCUUGGUAAAGAGUCUGUAAACCGUGUGGUGGAGCUUCAAGAUGGAGAAAGUCUAAAUAUGGACUACACAGCGGAGUCCAGUGACCAGUUCUCUGCCAUGACCAGUCUCAGCACCAAAAACUACAUAGAGCCAACUCCUGUUGGCCACAGUACCGCAAACAUCUUGCCACUGAUCAAAACAGGACUGGGUAUGUACAGCGUAGUACACUGUGACUCGCAUGUCACACGUUUCUUUGUGUGCCAGAUUUAUACUGUCGAGGGCAGCAAAUAUGUCAAGAUCCGCUCUCCCUUCCAGAUCGUAAAUCAUUUCUCCAUACCGUUCCGGGUUUACGAGGGUUCGGUGUGUCUGGGAAUGUCUCUGCCUACAGAGGAAUUCUGUGUGCCAUUGGGUUCCUACAGGGCUGAGCUGAGCUUGCAGCCUGUACCAGAAGGUGAGGAAGUGUACGAUCGCUCGGAGGGCUUCACAUACAAUGAGGUGAUUCAGAAACCCGGAGAGUGUUUACAGAAAACCUGCCAUCAUCAAGGAGACAGCGCCCUGAUGAUGAAGGUCAACAUGGUCCCUCUCCCAGACACUGUGACAUCACACAGCACUGAGGAAGAGUUUGACAAGCCCUUCGUUCUGCACCUGUGGCCCACCGUUCUCCUCAGGAACCUUCUGCCGUACCCCAUCACGUGCAGGUUAAAGGUUAAUGGAGAUUCUCCCCCCGCUUUACUAAAAGAGGGCCACUCCUCUCAAAUCCACACGGCUAUCAUGGAUUUUUCCAUUUUGGAGCUGAAGCUUCUUGGAUAUCUGCAGCAGGAUUGGGAAGCCCAAUACCAUAUCUCCAGCGAUCAAGAAGAGAUCAGCUUUAUCAAAUUCCAUUCGAUAAGAUUGGACGAAGAAACCGAGGCGAAAGCAGAGCUAGACAUUGCUGUCCACGUUAAGAAGGAGGAGGGUCAAGUGGUCGUGGCCAUUCACUCACCGUAUUGGAUGGUGAAUAAGACGGGCAGACUGCUGCAGUAUAAGGCGGAUGAUAUUCAUCGCAAACAUCCGAAGGAUAACGACAUGCCCCUCCUCUUCUCCUUCAAGCCGCGCAACUUCCUGCAGAACAACAAGGUUCGCUUGAUGAUCUCUGAAAGCGAGUUGUCGGAUGAUUUUUCCAUUGAUACGGUUGGGAGUUACGGGGAUGUCAAAUGCAAAGGAAGGCAGAAGGAUUACAUGGUUGGGGUGAAGAUCGAUGCAUCCAGCUUCAGUUUGACACGGUUGGUGACAUUCCUGCCCUUCUACAUGCUGGUGAACAGAACCAAGCACUUGAUCUGGGUUUGUGAGGAGGGACAGGAACACUGGACAGAAGCCCGACCUGGACAGGCCGCCGUUCCAUUCUGGCCAGAAAGAGACUCGAAGAAACUUCGAGUCAAAGUUGAAGGCUGUCAAUCAUCUCCACGGGCCUUUGAUUUCCACCAACCAGAGAACUGCCUCUUGCUGCACCUGGACAAAACUCUGGGUGGCAUCAUUGUAGACGUGAACUUGACAGAACAUUCUGCUGUCAUCCGCUUCUCUGAUUAUCACGAUGGCGCCGCUCCGUUCCUCCUCAUCAACCACACAAAAGAUGAAACGCUGCACUUUCACCAAAGUUGCAGAAAGCCGAAAGGUUCUACUUGGGUUCCAGAUGAUAUACUGGAUGUUUCUUUAUCAUUGGGGGAUGAGACUGAGUCCCUCUGCUCUCAGGCUGAAAUCGAUGAGCUGGGUCCGGGUCAGGCAGUGUACUACACGUGGGCCGAGCCCACCGGCUCUCGAAUCUUAAGAUGGAGAUGGGGCAAGUUUAAAGGAGAACUCAAAAGUGAAGAGGAUCAGUUGUUGGACAUGAACAAGGAGGGAAAACUGUUUGUCAUCUCAUUUUACGAAGGCCUCCAACGCGUGGCGCUUUUUACCACAGACCGCCAUGUUUACAAGCUCAUUUGCGACAGUGAAAAAAUGGAGGUGGCUCAACAGGAAAUCAGCAUCUUGUUACAGAACAUUGGCGUUUCAUUGGUCAACAACACCAACAGCCAGGAGGUGGCCUAUAUUGGCAUCACCAGUUCUGAUGUGGUCUGGGAGACUAAACUCAAGAAACGCAGCCGCUGGAAAUGUAUGAGCGGUAAAGAGGUUGUACAGUUGGAGCAGCACUACCAGGCGUAUAUGGAGAAUGGCCCGGUGGACAGCGCUCUCAUCGACCUAGAGAACGACUACCAGGUGUUGUUUUCUGCUAAUGGUGUGGACAUGAGAGUAUUACAGCCCUUCGAUGCUCCUCUCAGGAGGAACUUCCUCCCAGCACUGAAGGUGGAGUACAGCGUCUCGGCCCGCCAGAAAACCUACAGGGUCCAGAUCAACAGAAUUCAGAUCCAGAAUCAGUUGCCUGGAGCCAUCUUCCCAUUUGUGUUCUACCCUAUUAAACCACCCAAGUCGGUCAGCAUGGACUCAGAGCCUAAACCACUUGCCGAUGUCAGCAUCAUUACCAGAGCGGCCGGGCACUCGGACAUCCUGCGCAUCAAGUAUUUUAAGGUGUUGAUUCAGGAGAUGGACCUGCGGAUGGACCUUGGUUUCCUGUAUGCCAUAUUAGAGCUCUUCACUGCCGAGCACGCAAGUGCCGUCACGUCUGAACAAGAGGUCGAGUUGUUUGAAAAGGAUAUUGAGUAUUUAAAGACGGAGUUGAAUCACGUUUCAGCGACCGACACGUCUGCCAUUAGCCUGUAUGAGUAUUUUCACAUCUCUCCCAUAAAGCUUCAUUUGAGUUUUUCUCUGAGCUCCGGGGGUGAAGAUGGGAAUAAGAAAGAGAGAGAGACUGAGAUCAUUCCUGUUCAAUCUCUCAACCUUCUGCUGAAGAGUAUCGGAGCCACGCUCACUGACGCUCAGGACGUCCUAUUCAAGUUGGCCUUCUUCGAGUUGACGUAUCAGUUUCGUACCACCCAGCAGUUACAGUGGGAAGUGAUCCGGCAUUACUCCAAACAGGCGAUCAAGCAGAUGUACGUUCUGGUUUUGGGUUUGGAUGUGCUAGGUAAUCCGUUCGGACUGAUCCGCGGUCUCUCUGAAGGAGUUGAGGCCUUCUUUUAUGAGCCCUACCAGGGAGCCAUACAGGGCCCAGAGGAGUUUAUGGAAGGAAUGGCACUCGGUGUGAAAGCACUGGUUGGAGGGGCUGUGGGCGGUCUUGCGGGAGCUGCAUCUCGGAUCACAGGGGCGAUGGCUAAAGGUGUGGCUGCCAUGACGAUGGAUGAGGAAUAUCAGCAAAAGAGACGAGAAGCAAUGAAUAAACAGCCCAGCGGUCUCAGAGAGGGCCUGGCGCGGGGAGGGAAAGGACUCGUAUCUGGGUUUGUGAGUGGCAUCACUGGAAUCGUGACUAAACCCAUUAAAGGAGCUCAAAAAGAAGGGGCAGCCGGAUUCUUUAAGGGCAUGGGAAAAGGUUUGGUUGGAGCUCUGACCAGACCAACAGGUGGCAUCAUUGACAUGGCCAGCAGCACCUUUCAAGGCAUCAAAAGAGCUGCAGAGACGUCUCAGGAUGUGGUGAGUUUACGUCCACCGCGUUUCUUUCACGAAGAUGGAGUCAUCCGGCCGUAUAAGGAGAGAGAGGGAAUAGGCAGCCAAAUGCUACAGAGUAUUGAAAACGGGCGGUUUGCAAAAUAUAGGUAUUUUGCUCACGCUAAGGUGAAUGACUCAGAUUUCCUGAUGAUUACAAAAAGGGGAAUAUUUUUCGUGACAAAGGGAACGUUUGGUCAGUUGACAUGUGAAUGGCAGUAUCUCUUUGACGAGUUUACUAAAGAUCCUAUGAUCGUGGAGGGCCGAAGACUACGCAUAGAAGCGAAGGAAAGAGUUAAAUCUGUGUUUCAUGCCAAAGAGUUUGGAAAGAUCAUCAAUUUCAAAACUCCAGAAUUAGCCAAGUGGGUUCUUGCCAAGCUUGAAGAUGCCAGGGAAGGUCUGAGAAAAUAACCUCCAUCUGUGUACGGUCAGAACGACCAAGACGCUCCUGCGCUCGGCUGUGCCUUUAGUGCUGCGUUUGCAGUGUGCCACUUUACGUUAUUACCCAUAAUGCAACAGUCAUUCACUGAACUCUUGUAACAUGACUGUUAGACUGUAUGCAUGUGUAUAUGCGUGUUUACAUUACGUUGCAUCUUCCCAUAACCACCCGUUGGUUUACAGACAUUGUUUUCGCAGCUCAAUCUGCAGAAAGUGAACAUAAAAACUCAUUUCCAUGUUACGUCCUUUACAACGUGCCACUACACACAGAUCAGUGACUGUAUUCACAUGGCAGAUCCUAAUUCAGAUGUCUUUAAUUUACACUAAUUUUAUAAGCGUAUUUAAUAAAGACCAAUACACUGUAUGUAUAUCAUUUGUCUUUUUAAAAUGGUGAAUGUGUGUGAGAUUUAAAACAAACCUUGUUCGAUAAAUGGUAAUGUGUAAGAGAGCAGGGAUAUUUUUACAUGUGGCUUUUGCAUGAAAUCUUAUUGUUUUGCUCAUUGUCUGUUUAUUUAAAUUCAAAGCUUUGUCCCAGUACUCUGCAGUAAAUAAUGAGUAAAUACUGUACUAAGAUAAAUACUUGCUUUUGACUGGUUCAUUUUUUUUUAAUGAUGAUACAUAAAAGUAUUUAUAACAAAUAUGCAACCGUCUAUCAUUUAGCCUUUUAGUGAACCUACCACUUCCUUUUUACAGUAAAACUUCAUCAAUAAAGAAUCACACAUGGAAAUCAAAA